This is a messenger RNA of Cynara cardunculus var. scolymus (artichoke), 729 nucleotides long. Its product is annotated as 40S ribosomal protein S23. The coding region runs from base 103 to 531 and encodes 142 amino acids. Gene Ontology annotation, biological process: translation. Gene Ontology annotation, cellular component: ribosome; cytosolic small ribosomal subunit. Gene Ontology annotation, molecular function: structural constituent of ribosome. The transcript is spliced from 4 exons. Lineage: Eukaryota; Viridiplantae; Streptophyta; Magnoliopsida; Asterales; Asteraceae. The record is from RefSeq and is a predicted model, not a curated record.
GUGAACGAGAAUUAGGGUUUUUGCUCGAAGGCAGCCGCUCCUUCCUCAAGCUCUCGCCAAAAACUUGAUUCGAAGUAGGCAGUUCAGUCCAAUCUCGCAAACAUGGGUAAGACACAUGGAAUGGGAGCUGGUCGCAAGUUGAAGUCUCACCGCAGGAGACAAAGGUGGGCAGACAAGUCAUACAAGAAGUCUCACCUUGGGAACGAAUGGAAAAAGCCAUUUGCCGGUUCUUCUCAUGCAAAAGGAAUCGUCCUUGAGAAGAUUGGUAUUGAGGCUAAGCAGCCUAACUCUGCUAUCAGAAAGUGUGCGAGAGUCCAACUCAUUAAGAACGGAAAGAAGAUUGCCGCCUUUGUACCCAACGAUGGUUGUUUGAACUACAUCGAGGAAAACGAUGAAGUGUUGAUUGCUGGAUUUGGACGAAAGGGUCACGCUGUGGGAGAUAUUCCCGGAGUUAGGUUCAAGGUUGUGAAGGUUUCUGGUGUAUCUCUUUUGGCUCUAUUCAAGGAGAAGAAGGAGAAGCCAAGAUCUUAAAGUGUUAUGCAGAGGUCUCACUCCUCUCCUGCUGCAUUAGUUUUGAUACUUUUGUCAAAGAGUUUAAAUGCAAUUGUUCCUUUUGUAACUUGGAUUGCAGACCCUUAUCGUCAUUGGUUUUAGUAGGAUGUGUACUUAUUGUUAUCUUGAUAAUCACAUUCGUGUUUUGGCUUAAUGAUUAUCGUCUUAUUGGGAAUG